This is a messenger RNA of Prorocentrum cordatum, 219 nucleotides long. The record is from the annotation of a GenBank genome assembly. NCBI's taxonomy places the organism in Eukaryota, Dinophyceae, Prorocentrales, Prorocentraceae.
AUGCGGCUGCUCAUUGUCUUCAAUGCAGAGAGUGUCGUGAACUCGGGCAAGUGGGCGUUCUGCUGCUGGAACGAGAGUGGAGGCAACCUGCGCAUCGGCUGGUCCGCGGCCUCGGCCACGCUGGCCCUGGGCACCGACGCCUGGUCGUGGGGCUACGGAGGCACGGCCACGAAGUCCCACAACGGCGCCUUUGAGAAGUACGGGCAAACGUACGGCAAG